UAAACAACGGUUUGAAUCUUUUUCAAAACUGUCAAGCAUUCGAGAAAAUUGGGAUUGUCAAAAUGAACAAGUGUGGUACACCGUGUCAAGUAACGGCUUCUUUACCUGUCGUUUCGUGCUAUUUUAUUCCGUUGACAGGCGAAUAAUCGAAAUUACGCGUCGGACUUAGUGAGCAGCGUCCUAACCUCUAAUUGUUAUAUCAUUCGAGAAAAGGGCAAUUUGCAAAUUUCGAGGGGAGCAGAUUGUUUUUGGGUAUGUUCCUCAAUUUGUUGAAUAUCGGCAUUCGUCAGAAAGAUUUUUUUUUGACUUUUUUCGCGCAAAAGGGGUGUCAAAUAUGUGAUUCUCGGAGGGUCUACUGCAUCCCUAAAAAUGGAAUACGACUCGGAAUCAAGCUGUGAGGAUCGUUUGCGGGAUUUGGAAGCAUCGGAGGAGCUUCCAAGUCUUCAAAGGAGUCAGAAAAAUGAGCAAGAGCAGGCCUCGGGAUCUGCUCCUUGGCAUCCUCUGGAGGGAGCUUCAUUCCAACCAAAGGUACCUUUUGGAGUCGUCAACAGGUCUCUUUCAUCUCAGGUAAUGGAAUAUUACCGCAAGUACUCGCAAAAUUCCAACCUGGAGCAGUACUUUUCUUUACCCACAACAAGUGCCUCUUCCGAGGGCAUAAAAUAUUACUAUAGCCUCUACGAGUUGAAUCCCAAACCGGGCGACAACGGGCAAUGCUACAAAGAUUUUAAUUUAAAAUCCUACGUUCCAAAGGAGAGGCGAAGAUGGGUGAGGCCUCCAUUGGUAGGCCAGUCAUGUGGUACUGAUUCUUCUGGAAUCUACGCGCGUCCUCUAGCAGAUCCAAGUUCACCUUCACCCGAACUGAAAAGAGCAACUCCAGAAACCAUCCCCGAGGAAAAAAGCGAGUGCCACGAUACGCCAGACAUUACCGAAAGAAAAGCGCCGUCCCCCACUUCAAGUGUAGCAUCUCACAGACGUCUAGAAUGGGACAGUGGAGCCGAUGUUGGAUAUUAUGCUGCGACUCCUCACAAUAAACAAGAAAGUAAAAAACUGAGCACUAUUGAGAGAAUGGCAUUAGCAAGAGGUUGUUCAGCAGCUUUGAGACUUGACCCCGAAGGCACCACUGAAUCCGCGAAGAUGCAAACCGGACGAUUGUCUUCUAAAUCCAUCAUGAGGCCCGAUGCAAACUCCACAUCUUUGAAGGAAACCAUCUCAGGCUCGGAGAGUGAAGUUGAGAUCACACCGAUUGUCAAAAAUCACUUGUCUGGAGUGAUUACGGGGAGCGAUAUCAAGUCUGAGGAAAGGAAAAGUUCCCGGCUUGCCAGUCAGCUGUCUGUCCCUCCGAGUUCAAACAUCAGUGAAUCAAUUUUUGAAACGCCCAAAUCAUCCGGAGUGUUUAAAGUUCCCGUCGGUUCACCCGUAAAAUACGCGACCGAAGGUAGAAGAAUAAAAGCGAGAAAUUUAAACGCGUGUACUUCCCCGCUUAAGAAGAGCAGUUCCAUGAAUAUUUUAGCAAUGCCAACGACAAAAGUACCGCUUAAGAGAAGUCAAAGCGACUUGAAUCUCGAUGCCAGGGACAAGAGCAAAGUUCUCCCUCGAUUGAUUUUCAAUUCCACGUCUUCUAUUGCCACUGUGGUAAAUAAGCCCACAACUUGCGACAAGGUCAUUCAAACCUCGUUCAAUGUUUGUAGUCAGGAAUCAGUGGGUGUUCAAGUUUCGGCCCUCGAGGAAGAGAAGCCACCAUUGCCAAAGAGGGGAACUAGUUUAACUCAAAGGUCCUUGCACUCGAUUCUGAAAAACUCGAGAAAUACUUAUAAGGUGCAGCCAAAAAGAAACGAACACAGUCAAAAAGUUUCUUCUAAAUUAAGUGCCGAGGAGCAGAGCGAGGUGGAUGAAACUCGGAAUAGUAGUUUAGAAACAGGGACUGAUUCUUCACCAGUAACACCUCAGCCUGAUGAUACAGAGAACAUAACUGGCAGGGCGAAUAGCUUCGAAUAUUUUCCAGGUCAUAUUUACGAAAACGUGCCAAAUGGGAGUGCGAGUCAUGUUUCUUCGGUUGACACUGGUAGAUCGAAUUCAACGAUGCCCAACACUAGUUCCAGUGUCGAUGAGAAACUUUGGGGAGAGUCGGAUAGUCUCGUGAGAGAUUUGGAAAGGAGUGUGAAUAUUUUAAAGAGUCUGGUUGAUGCCAACAAGUAUGACAAGGAUGUUAAGAAGAGGUUGAUUCACCACGUGGUCAAGAGACUCGUGACUACAAAAUACACAGACGACAGAAUAGAACAUAAUCUAGAGGAAAAUGUACCCUGGAAUCCUGACGAUGCGAGGAAAAAGGUCUACAGGUCUGAAAUUAUUCAGGCUCUCGCCAAAAAACAUAACACGACCGACUCCUCGGAUGAUUGGAAGCCGCAGAAGAAGAAGAUCGAGAGCAGCAAUAGCGAUAAAUUUGAUAGGAAUACGGACAGAACUGAAAUGGAUGGGAGGAAAGCGAGGAUGGGUUUGAGAACGGAUGACUGUGGACGAAGCAGUAAUACGCCCACUGAUCCAAACAAAAGCGAGAGUUCUGAGUGUUUCAUGCCGCAGCGGAAUUACAAAUCCAGCAAGAUAAAGAAUAUAUUCUGCAUGAAGAAAAAGUGCGAAGUACCUCACGGAGAAACUACAACUUCGAAUAGUUCAGCUGCAGACCAAAAUAGAGUUCUACUCGAUGCUGCCAUCAACAGUAGAAGAAGUCCGGAAGAUUCCAGCAAUCAGAGAGUAAAUGACGACUGGCGAUUACCGACAACUGUUUCUGAGAGGCAGUUUGAGUUAAGAAGAUGCAGCAAUUCGGAUUCGGGAGAUUCGAAACUUGUGAGUUAUGCCGAAAUGGAGAAGAAGAACCAACUGAUUUGGAUCACAAAUGAAAUCAGUCAUCUUUCUAAUCUGAAGAAGUUGUUGGAACAGCCGAAAAAAUUGGAUCGGCCUAAGCAAUCUCCGAGGAAAUCUCAGCCAGUUUACAAAAGGCCACUCACAGUUCCCACUUGUAUGCCUGACACAUCUCCUAAUCCUGACAGUACUCCAACUCCAGACGUGACUGAAAAUUCGUGGUCGUCUCACUGCAAUUUGGCCUCUUGUCAUAAUAUUGUCAACUCAACGGCUACCAAUUUGAAGCAGAUGAAACAAGUGAAGAAACGUAACAGUUUUACGCAAACAUCGACGGAAACUGCAGAUGCGCACUCAAAAACUGGUGGAGUUAUUGUCUCUUCGAAGGAUCAGAAUCAUGUGCAGCUAGCGAAUGCUUAUGUUCAAACGUUACAAGUUUCUUCUAAUCAGGUGUUUAAUUCUGCAGGUCCAGUUGUGUGUCCUGUUCAUCAGUCUUUCCAGCAGGUUCAAAAUUGCAGAUGUGGAGAACAAACCUUUCAGUGUCAGAAACAAGUUCAAAAUACACAGCACUGUGGUCAUCGGGUGAAAAAUCCAAGUUUGCACAAUUCUCCAAAAGGUCGUCAUCAGAAGUUGCAACGUUUCCAUCGAAAAGAGGAUCGAUCGGUGAAUUCGGUGUCUAUAUCUCCUAGUCCAUCGAAUGAUAUUAGUACGGAUUUCUCUAGGCUAAGUUUAGAUCGGCCUGGUACAGAUGAUAAUAACCUGAAACAGAAAGAUGCCAAAAAUCAUGCGAAUACUACCAGAUCAAGGUUUGCUCGAGUCGAUCCAAAUUGCAGAUGUGUAUUACGAUUGGAAGAUGAAAAGGCAGAGAAAUAUAAAAAGUCGUUAGAUAGAAUCUGUGACUUGUGUAGUAGAUGUGAUGUUUGCAAAUAUGAUAAAUCCUGCGAAUGUUUAAAUAAUAAGUUUGAAAAUAAAGAAGACGAUUCACAAGACUCGAGAGAAUCUUCUAGUGAGAAAUCCGAAGUGGUUUGUCAAGAGAUGGCUGAAAAUGGACAUCUAACUUCUCGUAAAACCUGUAAGAAGACUAAAAAGUUCUGUGGUUGUUCAGGAGAUUGCAAUUGUGAAUUUAAAGUGGAUGAAGCGAAGAAAAGUUGUAGAGACUGUGGAGAGAAAAUGAGAUCUUGUCAUUUGACGAAUUCAAACGAGGAUAAAUGUUCUCGAAAGAAGGAACCAAAUAAUGUGAAAUGUAAGUGCGAUAAGGACUGUGUCUGUUCUGGUAAAUUCAAGGAUGCUGAGGAACGAAUAAAUUGUCAAAAAUAUGCGCCACGAAAAGAAUUUAUGAAUGGAGAGAAGCUGAAGAGUCCGGAAAAAAGCUGCAAAUGCUGUCGCACUUGUGGCACUGCUUAUCAGAAAAAUCGGAAAUGCGAGUGUCGAAUCAGUUAUCCGCAACCUGUGGCUUACGAAUUGUCGUUUGUGGAGAACAACAGAGAGAGAAAAAGUUCCUCGAAGUCGGAAAAUGCGGAGGCUGGGACACUUGGAAAAGUGUCGUCUUCUAAUUCUUUGCCACUUACUGCAAGAUCGGCUACCUGUUCGUGCGAGGACGUCAAAUUACAAAAGCAGACGAAGUGCAGCGAGAAAAAGAAUUCUCUUCAGGAAUAUUUAAUAUCAAAUAGGCCCCAAUUUCUUGAAGACAUGGAGACUCGUCGACACUACUUGAAUGAAAUUUCUCAACUUCGGGAGCUGAGAAAAGAAAAGCGUGUACAAUUAAUAGCUAUGGCGAGUUCAUCUAGCCUUUUCAAACCAACAGUGCCAACUAAAACGCCAAGUACCACAUGGACUCAAGAAAUGGUUUGGUGUCUUGCAAAUGAUCUGGAUUUCGAAAGAGGGAAGGUGAUUCUUUCAGAGCGAUUUCCAUUUUUAGAACAUACGACUUUAUUCGACUACAGAACUCUAAUUCAACGAACACCUGACAUGAUUGAGCUUCCCGAGUUAGUUUUGGAUAGUGUCAGUUUUGUGAAUAAAUUACCAAGUCCAAGAUUUAUCAAAACCCAUUUACCGUUUCAUUUGUUGCCGAAACAAAUUAGAACUGGCGAAAAGAAGCCGAAAAUAAUCUACGUCAACAGAAAUGUUAAAGACACCUGCGUCUCUUAUUUUCAUCAUUGUCAACUUCUUGAAGGAUUUUCUGGUACAUUCGAAGAAUUCUGCAGACUGUUCUUAGCAGGAAAGGUUUGCUUCGGACCAUUUUGGAAACAUGUUUUCGGAUUUUGGGAAAGAAGGAUGCAGGAAAAUAUGUUAUUCCUCCAAUACGAAGAGAUGAAAGAUGACCUACAAUCAGUAAUAAAAGAAACUGCAAAAUUUCUGGGGAAAGAAGAACUCUCUAAAAGUGAAAUGAAGAGACUUGAGAAGCAUUUGAGCUUCGCUAGUAUGAAAGCAAACCCAGCAGUAAAUUAUGAAGAGGCAAUCGAAAUAAAUAAAAGAUUCAAACUGAUCGAAAAAGAAGGGGAAUUCAUGAGAAGUGGAAAACUCAAUCAGUGGAAAGAAAAUAUGUCAAAAGAAAUGAUAAAUCGAUUUGACUCGUGGACAGAAGACGUACCUAAAGGGUACAAAACCCGUUGUUGAGAGUCUGAACAAUCAGAAUAUGAUUUAUUAUAAAC
Messenger RNA from Belonocnema kinseyi, 5504 nucleotides. RefSeq lists its product as uncharacterized. The record is from RefSeq and is a predicted model, not a curated record. The transcript has 7 exons. Lineage: Eukaryota; Metazoa; Arthropoda; Insecta; Hymenoptera; Cynipidae. Gene Ontology annotation, molecular function: sulfotransferase activity. Bases 370 to 5469 code for a protein of 1699 amino acids. Gene Ontology annotation, biological process: sulfation. Gene Ontology annotation, cellular component: cytoplasm.